AUGUCUCAAAAACCUUUAGUUGUCGUAUUCGGUUCUACAGGUGCGCAAGGUGGAUCCGUUGCUAAUUCACUUCUCGGAACGGAUCGUUACAGAGUUCGAGCAUUAACUCGUAACGUAAAUUCUGAAAAGGCAAAGGAAUUGGCAGCUAAGGGUGCUGAAGUAUUUAAAUGUGAUUUGUUCGAGAAAAAAGAGAUCGAGAAUGCUCUGCAAGGUGCCGAAAUUGCAUAUUCAAUCGUUGGUAAAGGUGUUCACGAAGAAGAAAGAUUAGGUAAAUUGAUUGCCGACAUUGCCAAAGCAGCCGGAAUUAAAUGGAUAAUCUACAGUUCUUUUCCUGAUCUUGCCACCGAAUCUAACGGAAAAUAUCCGACUAUUAACUUAACCGGUAAAAAUUACGUAGAAAAAUAUAUUAAAACAUUGGGAAUUCCAAACGUUACAUUCGUCUAUCUUGGAUAUUAUGCUAAUAAUUUUGAAAGGAUCGUCUACAAGGAGCAGAAAGAUAACGGUGAUGUUGAAAUUGCUCUUCCUUAUUUAAAGGAAGACGAUGUUCUUGCCAUUAUCGAUGUUGAUGACCUUGGACCUGCUAAAUGGAACGGUAAAGCGAUUCCCAUCGCUUCAGAAUAUGUGAAUAUGAAACAUAUUAUUGAUUGUUUAACCAAGGCUUCUGGAAAACGACAUAUCUUAAAAACUCUUGAUGACGAAAGUAUCAAAAAAGGAUAUCCAAGAUACAACCAAGAAAUCAGAGAGAUGUACGGAUGGAUUAAAGAAUUUGAUUUUUUUGGAAAAGACAAAAGCAAUGGAGAUAUUUCUAUCGUUAAACAAUUACAUCCAAACAUUCUUUCCUAUGAGCAGUAUGUUAAAAAAGCUUAUGAAAAGAAAUAA
Molecule: messenger RNA, 879 nt
Organism: Funneliformis caledonium
Lineage: Eukaryota; Fungi; Glomeromycota; Glomeromycetes; Glomerales; Glomeraceae
Source: the annotation of a GenBank genome assembly